Alnus glutinosa is the source of this 1379-nucleotide messenger RNA. RefSeq names its product protein VTE6, chloroplastic. Lineage: Eukaryota; Viridiplantae; Streptophyta; Magnoliopsida; Fagales; Betulaceae. The record is from RefSeq and is a predicted model, not a curated record. The transcript is spliced from 5 exons. Gene Ontology annotation, cellular component: chloroplast inner membrane. Bases 51 to 1010 code for a protein of 319 amino acids.
UUAAAAGUUUAAAUGUAAAACCGGGGUUAGUGUUCUUCCUUUCCGUAAAAAUGAUGGCUGUGUCACCUCUGCUUCACAUGCAACCCAUUCCAAUCCCUCCACUCCAAUCCCACCGUUCCCCAGUCUCCACCACCCUCCCCAAAAGGACCCUAAUUUUCCGUCAAAACCCUAAACCUAACCCCAGUAGACCAGCCAAGAUGGUGGCCCACGCAGGCAGCGUGCAGACCGCAGUAUCAGAGGCACUGAAGCUGAUCCAGUCGUCCCCUCCCACAUGGCAGUCGGCUCUCCUCAACAACCUCCUCAUCUUCGUUCUGGGUUCACCAAUUCUGGUCUCUGGCCUCUCUCUCGCGGGCAUUGCGGCUGCUUUCCUUUUGGGCACUCUCACUUGGCGCGCUUUUGGUUCGUCUGGGUUCCUUCUCGUUGCCACCUACUUCAUCAUUGGCACGGCAGUAACAAAAGUGAAAAUGGCACAAAAGGAGGCUCAGGGGGUUGCUGAGAAGAGAAAAGGAAGAAGAGGACCAGGUAGUGUUAUUGGUUCCAGUGCUGCUGGUUGUCUCUGUGCUUUUCUUUCAAUCUUUGGAGUAGGGGGGGAGGCAUUUUCUCAGCUUUGGAAACUCGGAUUUGUUUCCAGUUUUUGUACUAAGUUGAGUGAUACUGUCUCAAGUGAGAUAGGGAAGGCAUAUGGCAAAACAACGUAUUUAAUUACCACACUUAAGGUAGUCCCAAGGGGAACUGAAGGGGCUGUGAGUAUGGAGGGAACCAUAGCUGGACUUUUAGCAUCAAUUCUUCUUGCCUUUGUUUCUUGUUUCAUGGGUGAGAUACAUGCAGCUGAAGCAAUUGUAUGCAUAAUAGCUUCCCAAAUUGCUAAUGUUGGUGAAAGUAUAAUAGGUGCUGCACUUCAAGAGAAGCAAGGAUUUCAAUGGCUCGACAACAAUGCUGUCAAUAUUAUCAAUAUAUCUAUGGGCAGCAUUAUAGCCAUCCUGAUCCAGCACGUUGUGUUAAGAAACUGAGAAACAUCAAAUGCACCAUCGUCUCUCCUAGGAGAAUCUCAUCCCUUAUGCUCUAUAUAGGGGUACAAUGCAUGUUGCUCUGUUUCUCCUUACUCUGGUAUCAUAUCAAUGAAGUGGUGUUAAGCUCACAGAACAAUUGAUCUCCACAAAUGCAGCGAUAGGAUGCAAUUACAUGUUGUCAUUCUUACGGUAUCCCUUUAUUUUUAUUUUUUCUUAGAAAAAAAAAAAAAAAAAAAAAAAACAUCAUUCCCAUUGUAGGUGUGAAAUUACAAUUUCUCCCAAUUUUCAUUGGACAACCUUUGUUCCUGUAACAUACAUCGAAUUGAUUUGAAAAACACAAUUGCCAUGUUAUAAGCUUCCAGUCUUUUA